This is a messenger RNA of Cheilinus undulatus (humphead wrasse), 1674 nucleotides long. Its product is annotated as UDP-glucuronosyltransferase 2C1-like. Bases 80 to 1654 code for a protein of 524 amino acids. The transcript is spliced from 2 exons. The record is from RefSeq and is a predicted model, not a curated record. NCBI's taxonomy places the organism in Eukaryota, Metazoa, Chordata, Actinopteri, Labriformes, Labridae. Gene Ontology annotation, molecular function: UDP-glycosyltransferase activity.
CUGAAAGGAGCAGCAGGGUUGAUCGCUGAGCACAAGAAAAUACUCCAAAAAUACACUGUGUACCAAAAACAGAGUGAGAAUGUAUUCACAGUGGGUCUGGAUCACUCUCUGCAUACUCUGUCCAACCACAGCAUAUGGAGGGAAAGUUCUUGUUUUCCCAGUCGAUGGAAGUCACUGGGUAAACAUGAACAUCAUCGUUGAGGCCCUGCACGCACGGGGUCACCAGAUUACUGUUGUUCGAUCACCAGACAGCUGGUACAUCAAGGAAACCUCCCCGUUGUACACUUCAGUCACACUUGAAAUGGACUCUGGAUUUGAUGAAGACUUCAUGAAGGCUUUUGUUGCUGAUAUGCUGAAGAUACAAAGGGAGGGGAGGUCUGCUUGGGCACGCUUUAAGCUAGAAAUGCAACAAGCACAAGGAGCUGCCGAGUUUCAUAAGAUGACGUCCAAAAUGGUUGAGAAGCUUUUUGAAAACAAGGAACAGAUGCAGAUACUACAGGAAGCCAAAUAUGACCUUGUCCUCACAGACCCUGCAAUUCCAGCAGGUAUUUUACUUGCACACUACCUGAAGUUGCCCCUUGUUUUAAACGUCAGAUGGACAACUCAUGGGGAAGGCCAUUUGUCAAUCGCACCCUCUCCUCUCUCUUAUGUACCACUGACAGGGACAGAGCUUUCAGAUAAGAUGAGCUUUUUUCAGAGAGUUCUUAAUGUUCUUGUUUUUGGAUUUUCAGAGUUUCAAAUAGCACACUUUAUUUUACCACAUUAUGAUGACUUAAUAAACAAGUAUGUAGGUCCUGAUGUAGACUAUCGUUCCCUGUUUCAAGCUGCUGACUUGUGGCUCAUGAGAGUGGACUUUGUCUUUGAGUUCCCGCGUCCCACCAUGCCUAAUGUCAUAUACAUGGGAGGCUUUCAGUGUAAACCUGCAAAACCUCUCCCUGAACACCUGGAGGAGUUUGUGCAGAGUUCUGGAGAGCAUGGAGUCAUCAUCAUGUCUCUGGGGACACUGAUUGGGGAGCUUCCUCAGGAUCUCAGUGACGCAAUUGCUGCAGCUUUUGCCAAGCUACCUCAGAAAGUCAUCUGGAGACACAAAGGUGACAAACCAGCUGGUCUGGGCAACAACACUCUGCUGGUGGACUGGAUGCCACAGAAUGAUCUUUUGGGACAUCCAAAGAUUAAACUCUUUGUGGCUCAUGGAGGAACAAAUGGGGUCCAAGAAGCAUUGUACCACGGAGUUCCCAUCUUAGGCAUUCCACUGAUUUUUGAUCAGCGUGAUAAUCUGUUCAGAAUUGAAUCGAGAGGAGCAGGGAAGAUCAUAGAUAUUGCUACCUUAAAUGGAGAAAUCUUCUACAAAGGAAUCCAGAAAGUCCUGACUGAUCCCUCCUACAGGAUGAACAUGCAGAGACUCUCCAGGCUGCACAGAGAUACUCCCAUGAAGCCACUGGACAACGCCCUCUUCUGGAUAGAGUUUGUCAUGAGACACAAAGGUGCAGCUCACCUGAGAACAGAGUCCUAUAAGAUGCCCUGGUAUGCCUACCACUCAGUUGAUGUCAUUUUAUUCCUGACUGGAGUUUUGCUUCUUAUACUUGUAAUUUCUUUCACUCUUUUCAGGUGUCUGUUAAAUAAAAUGUGUAAGAAUAAAGUGAAAAGGGAGUAAUUAGUCAAGGGAUAUGCAAU